Messenger RNA from Doryrhamphus excisus (bluestripe pipefish), 4626 nucleotides. RefSeq names its product TSC22 domain family protein 1. Gene Ontology annotation, cellular component: nucleus; cytosol. Gene Ontology annotation, biological process: positive regulation of cell population proliferation; negative regulation of apoptotic process; regulation of transcription by RNA polymerase II. NCBI's taxonomy places the organism in Eukaryota, Metazoa, Chordata, Actinopteri, Syngnathiformes, Syngnathidae. The record is from RefSeq and is a predicted model, not a curated record.
CCUCCCCUCCGUGGCUGACGGUCCGUUAGCUGCCGCUGCUCACCGGCAAUGAUACAGCAAACACGGUCUCGGUAGGGCACACGGCCUCGUCUUUUUAACGUAAAAACGAUAGACAUUAGUUAGACACCGUUGUCAGUUGGCGUUAAGUCGUCAAGGUUCUUUCGGAGGGAAAAGAAGCGGAUGUCCGCGAGAGGAAUGGAUGCGGCGACUGUUUUCAUGCGACAUAGGUCGGACAGCUCAAAGGCUUCGACGAGCACCUGAUGGCCGCCAAAGUGUUUAACGGCUAAAUCGUCGCCCCGCUUGCUUUUGACGCUACCGUGUGUGAUCUAAAACCAUAAGGUACGACAAGACCCACAGGAGCGAAGCGAAUCACUUCUGCUGACCAAACUGGAUUUUAAGCUAACCGGUUCGAACGAAUUGUUUUGCUUUCAUUUACCCCAUUUGAUUAUUUCUUAACGUGCGCUGAUUAGUGUGUUUGUGUUUGCUUAUCAGUUCACAUUACGGUCGUUAUUACAAGGACACAAUAUGACAUUUCGCUGAUGGGGCUUUAGCAUCGCGAGCGAGCUAGCUUCUGUGUUAGCUAGCAGGUAGCGUCAAAAGCCACCAGUCACCCUUUCCGAGGAACCCAACAACUCAAGCCCGUUCUUCAGCAAGAAUGCACCACCAGGACUUUUCUGGGGACCCUCCCGGUACUGGCAGUAGGAAAACGGUCUAUCAUUACCGCAGGGGCAGCAGCGGGGCUCCUGCUUCCUCCACUGGCUCUGGAGUCAUCACGCUUGAAGACAGUCCAGCCCCAGCUGGAACCUCAUCUCCAGGACCCCAUCAACAGCCUGUGUCCCAGCUGGCGGGAGCUCAAGUGAAGAAGAAAAGUGGCUUCCAGAUAACAAGUGUCACCUCUGCCCAGAUCAACGUCAGUGGCAGUAACAGUUUAGCUGAUGAUACUGAGAGCUAUGAUGACCUUGAUGAAUCCCACACCGAGGACCUCUCCUCCUCUGAUAUGCUGGAUGCUUCAGUGUCCAGGGCCACAGACACAGGUGUGCCGGAGAGAAGUUCGUCGGAUGAGACGUUAAACAGUCUCCAUGGGGUUGACACUCCUGGCCUUGUGUCACCUAAUGAGCCUUCUUAUCCACAUUCCAUCCAGGCAUCCCAGAAACAUACCUCUAUGGUAAAUGGAACAGUUCACCAUUAUUAUCCUCAGCAGCACAGUCUGCCCAAUCAGCAUCAGUCAGACAACUUGGGAGGAGGUGAAUCGGCAUUGCCAGCUCUCCACAUUGCAGCGUUGGCUAGCUCAGGCCCAAGUGUAGUUUUCAAAACGGGGGCUAACCAGUCCCAGAGGCCACCACUGUCAGACAGCACCAAACCCCCACCAUCAGCCCCUAUUGUUGCUAGGGUGGCUGGGAUGGCAAGUGAUGCACAUCUACACGGGAAUUUUCCGAGUGCCUCCUCUGUCACUCCAGUCCCGCCUUCUGGGCAGCAAGGUUUUGACAACACAAGUGUGAGUGGGCCAACAUCUUCAACUGGUGGAGUCAGCGGCCAGUCAGCCACUGCCUCCAGCACUCAAACCCAGACCACUACCGGCUCACGUUUCAGAGUGGUCAAACUGGACACUAACUCCGAACCGUUCCGCAAAGGAAGAUGGACGUGUACGGAAUAUUAUGAGAAAGAGAUUCCACCUGCGGCGGGAUCAGAGGCACCUAAGGGUGCCGAGCCUUCUGUCGAGACUGAGCCUGGUGACGCUGGAGGAAGUCCAGUUCUUACAGCCGUCCAGCCGCCUCACACUUUGCAACCAUAUCAGCUGUCAAGUCAGGACUUCACCAGUCCACAUACGAUGCAAAGCCCACCACAAGCACCGGCGCAAAUCACCCCUCUCAACUAUGUGUCGCCCCAGGAAGUAGUUGGUGCAGCUCACAUGCAGAAACCAGGCGCUGCUGUUGCUCCCCCAGCAACUCUACAACAGGCUGUUGCAAACCAGUCCCCUCAGCAGUUACCCUACGCUGUGGACCGGCACCAGGCUCAGGCACAGGGAGGUUAUGUUUCACCUCAGAUUAGUGCCGGAAUCUUAUCUGGAGGAAGUGGCCGGCAACCAGACUUCAUCCAGCCCACUGCUCCGUUCCAAACCCAAGUCCAGCCUCCACUGACACACAUGCCAGGAGCCAUAUCACCAGGAUCAGGGGUGUCGGCACAGCCUCCAGGCGGAAUUGCUCAGCAGUUACCCCAUCUAGGUCAUGUGGCUCCAUCUGCCAUGGAAACCAGCCAGCCACAUUCUCAUCCUCUUCAGCCGGUAUCCACCGCCACUGUGCCCCCAGCGCAGGGGACCCCCUACAUCCCUUUGACUGCACUUCAAGCUGACCUCCAACCCCUCCUUUACCCAGCCCCCAUGGCAGGAGGGAGCUCCCUAAAAACCUCCCAGCUGGAAGAUGCACAGAAGCUUUUAUUUCAGCACCAGGGCCUCCUGGGACUGCCUAGGCUGGGCGCUGCCGCGGGCGGAGUGGGCGCUCUGGAUGCCGGCAUCGCUGUCGGAGGCUUGGCCCACAUUGGGAUGUCGGCUGAGGCAAGCGCCUUUGUGGCUGCAGCUGCUGCUGGCCUGAGGACUCAGCCUGCUGAAGGAGAUGAGGACAGCGCUUCGGGUGCAAGUGUUGUGGCCAUAGACAACAAGAUAGAGCAAGCGAUGGACCUGGUGAAGAGUCACCUGAUGUACGCCGUGCGCGAGGAGGUGGAGGUGCUCAAGGAGCAGAUCAAGGAGCUGAUCGAGCGCAACACCCAGCUGGAGCAGGAGAACAACCUGCUCAAGACCCUGGCCAGCCCCGAGCAGAUGGCUCAGUUCCAGGCCCAGGUCCAGACCGGCGCCUCCCCCACCGGCGCCGCCCAGCCUCCGCCCCCGGGCUCGGCCGGAACGACGCAAGCUCUCCCCUCCACACAGAACUCUGGUGCGUCUGCCUAACCUCCCCCCCACGCUCUGGGGAUUAGCGAAUGGGACGAGAGGAGCCAUACUGUGACCCCUCCUCCUCCUGCCUCGCCGCUCCACGCCACCACCACCAACUAUGCCGCCAUCUUGAGGAUAUCCUACACUUUGUGUUUUUUGGUUGCACAUUUUAUUUAUGGCGUGUGUCUGCCUUGUCUCUGACUUUGACCCGCUUCAAACAAUCGCUGUUGUCACGGUGAUGGGGGCACCCCGGUUUGUGUGAUCCCACCCCUCACAAUCAGAACAUUCCACCCCCCCGAGUGCAUCUUAUCUACUUGCACACGUCGCUGCUAACAAUGGAUGAACUUUUUUUUUUAAACUGAGGACGCACCCCCCCACCCCCCAUCUGGAAUGGGAAGCGGACAUUUCCGGACACGGCGGGAGGGUUGGGGGGGGCGGGUUGAAGAGAAAAGGUAUAAGCGGCACAUCACUGUUCACUCUUCUGCAGCAUCACGUGGCCGUCCCCGCCCCCCCCCCCCCCCCCCCCCCCCACAUGCCCGCCCCUCUUGGAUGAGGAGUUAAAUAUUUAUGCAGGGAAUCAAUGUGUGUUUUUAUAGAGAGAAGGUUUAGGAACGUUUUUUUUUGUUGUUUUUUUGUUUUGUCCUAGUGAUGUGCAAAAGUAAAAACAACGUUGAGGUGUUUGAUAGGAUAAACGUUGCCAAUUCUGCCAAGUGCCUGGUUUUUAACCAUAGAUACAUAUAUAAUCUCUUUCUGUUAUUUUAUAUGUAAAUAUAUUUGUGUAUAUAUGUGUGUAUAUAUAUAUAUAUAUAUAUAUCUAUGGUUUGCCAGGUGGAGAAGUACCUGCGUAUCAGCACUCUCAGACGAGGAUUUUUUACCUCCACGCUGAACACGCAAAGCAACAUGGGACUGUUUCUAUCAGGGAAUGUUUGUCCAUGACGUUGUUUUUUUGAAGCGAGUGAGGAUGUUUUACUUUAGUCUUUUGUACGGCCAAGCGUCUGUCGCCGGCACGCUCGCGCAUACACUUUGGCAAGAAUGGAUGUCAGUGUUUUGUGCAUGUUCCUCAGCCCAUCACAAAUGUGACGUUACAAUUUGCACUAGACAGUUGCACCUCAAAUAAAAGUGGAAACAAAGAGAAACAAAGGACUGAUUUUUUUUUGGUUUAGUUUUGGAAUGCUGUGCUGCUUGCCUGUCAGUGAGGAAACGGUAGCUCUUUCUUUAGCAGGAGCCAAUCACAAGCUAUUAGUGAACUCGCGAUGAGCUUGUCAGAAAUAGCAGGUAGUUACUGAGUAGGACAGUCUGACUCAUGGUGCUAACUUACAUAGAACGCUAACUCACACAGCAACUUAACACUCUAAACUGGGCAAGGUACAAGGCAAGUGCCAUUCAUUCAUUCAUCAAUUUUCUAUACAUCUUAUCCUCACGAGGGUCGUGGGCAAGCUGGAGCCUAUCCCAGCUGUCUUCAGGCAAGAGGCGGGGUAAACAAAAAUAAACAUGUGAACAUAUGUUGGCAAGUUUGUCAUUGGAAGUACAUGAUUUAAGCAGGGUGGAUGAUGUAGACGCAGCUUGGAGAAAAGCUUUCUCCGACAGCGAGCCGGGACCAUACAGGGGAGCCUCAUACUCCUGCUAGCCAUCGCUGAGUGGGUGAAAGUGGCACCACAACAGACAUUAGCAUUUAUUAGUGGUAAGUACCCAUACUUUUUAUA